GAAGGAUCUUGGAAAGCCUCAGCAACAGGGUUGGGAUAAGUGCUUGGUACUACGCCUGCGCGGCUCUGGUCAUUUGCCAUUGGCUGAAGGGAUGAGUCGAAGGGCGGGGCUUGGGGCAAGUUAGGUGGCUUCACUGUAAGACCUGGGGCAGUCGGCUGAGCCUCGUGCAGUGCUUCACCUCGUGCGCUGCAGGCGAGUGUUCCAGGCUGGUCAUCCAGAGGGAAGCGAGGCGGUAGCAGUUCUGUUCCAGACCCUGAGAAGCAAGGCUUUGCUGACCGUGAGCGUGACCGUGACCGUGAGCUGGAUCCCAGGUUGCUGUUGGUGCCUGCAGUUCCCCUGAUCCUGUCUUCCUGAUGCCGCCCAAGGUCGCCCACAAGAUCCAGCCCCGGCCAGGAUCCCAAUCCCAAAGGGACCUGACCCAGGUGGGGAGCUCAGAGAUCCAGCCCCAGCCCCAGGCCCAGCCCCAGGCGCAUGACCCUGAAGUCCCAACCCUGCCUAGCGCCCCGGGGGUCCAAGCUCUGUCCCAGCCCAAGGUGGGAGGAAUCCCUGAGUUGGAGCCCCAGCCCGAGACCUCCUCUGAGAUGGAGCCCCAGGCAGGUCCCUCCUCCAAAGCGCCCCAGUUGGAGGAGGUGCCCCACUUUGAAGAGGUGCCCCAAUUUGAGGAGGAGGAAGAGGAGCCCCGGCCAGAGGCCGAAGCCGUCACUGCCCAGAUCCUGAGUGAGCUGGAGGCGGAGGCGGGCACCCCGAAGCCCCCGUUCCAGGUGGGCGAUCAGGUGCUGUGCCUGCACGGCUCACUGCUGUACGAGGCCAAGUGUUUGCGUGUGGCAGAGGCAGCUUGCGGCACUGAGGCCGAGGCCGAGGCGGGUCCCCUUACCUACCUCAUCCACUACACGGGCUGGAAUAAGAACUGGGACGAGUGGGUGUCCGCCUGCCGCGUCUUCCAGUACUCAGACGCCAACCUGGCCCGGCAGAGCGAGCUGCUGGUGGCCCACCAGGCGCGCCUGCCGCCCCGCAAGAAGAGGCGCGGGGCCCUGCGUGCCCGUAAGACCCCUGGCCUGCCGGUGGAUCGGGUGGCCCUUCCAGCCCCUCGCCGGAAGAGGAGCCGCGGCGGGCAGCCGAGCGCCCAGGCCCAAGAGGCGGCUACCUUCCGCGAGGAAGUCAGGGUAGAGAUCCCCGAGUUGCUGAAGCCUUGGCUGGUGGACGAUUGGGACCUGGUCACCAAGCAGAACCAGCUCUUCUACCUCCCGGCUGCGAAGACUGUCGAGUCCAUCCUGGAGGACUAUGCCCAGGCCAAGGCGGCUCCCGGCGUGCCCGAGGAGACGGCCUUCGCUGUGGUGGAGGUGGUGGCCGGCAUCAAGGAGUACUUCAAUGUGAUGCUGGGCACCCAGCUGCUGUACAAGUUCGAGCGGCCGCAGUACGCGCAGGUGCUGGCCGAGCACCCCGGAGUGUGCAUGUCGCAGAUCUAUGGCGCGCCACAUCUGCUCCGUCUCUUUGUGCGCAUCGGGGCCAUGCUGGCCUACACUCCGCUCGAUGACCAGAGCCUGGCCCUGCUCCUUGGUCACUUGCACGAUUUCGUGGCCUAUCUGGCCGAGAAUUGUGCUGCCCUGUUCAGUGCCAGUGACUACGGGGCCGCGCCCCCCGAGUACCAUGACAGAGUCGGCUGAGAGCCCCUGUGCCAGGGGGAGCUCAAUGGACUUUGUGCGCUCCGGGACCGCUCACCCCGCAGCAACGAGCGGGGCUUGGCACAAAGUAUAAUCCAUGUUGGGUGUUUGGGAUGGCGGCUACAAAGGGUUGGGUUUGUGACUAAAAACUCCUGGGAGUGGGAGGCAGGAGGUUGGGGGAAGGGCCAGAGGAAAAGGGUGGGGCUGGAGGCUGGAGGCGGGAGGAGGAGGAGGUACUGGGAGGUGGGGCGGGUUUAGCCUCAAUUCCUAGAACCUCGGGAAUAAUGGUCCCUGGCAAGGACCUGGCGGGUGGGAUGUUUCCUUUUAAGUCGACUUGGCUGUUUCUUAGGGGUCCAAUUCUUAAAGAUUAAGCGCCCCGGGAGGGAAAAGGGAGGUUCUGGGGGAGUCGGGGCGGGACGUUUUAGCCUCAAUUCUUUGAAUGGUCCUAGACCGGGACUUGGCGGCUGGGAUGCUUCCUUAUAAGUCGACUUGGCUGUUUGAAUUCUUGGGAUUCCAAUUCUUUAGGACUAAGCUUCUGGGGGCAGGGAAGAGGGAGAGGCACAGGCGCGGGAGGUGGGGGGGCUCUGUUUAAACUCAGUUCUCCUUUGAAUGUCUUUAAUAAUGGUUCUAGAUGGGGAGUUGGAGGGUGGGAUUGAGCAAAUGACUAUUUGCAUUCUUGUGGUUGCAGUUCUUCAAGACUAAGCACUUAUAGAUCUUCUGUAUGUGACAUGUGUAUAGAUGUAUGUAUAUAGAUCUUCAUGAUGUGACAAGGUGGUACUCUAGACUGCCGGUGCGUUAAGGUUAAAGAUUUUCAUUUGUGUUUAUUGAAAUUUUUUUGGUGCAGAAAUAAAUAUCCUCUCUGAAACUGGGCUGUUGUUCACAUUUUCACUUUGCCCAGAUGAUUAAAGAAUGAACAUUCAUGUUUAUUGUUCCUUUAUUUUGAUUGAAAUGCUCUUUCUAACAAGAUAAAAAUUCAUUAUUGUAUAUCUAUAGUAUAGUAUAGUAUUUUAGGAAAGUUGAUAAUUUUAGGAAUUGUUUUAUAAG
Monodelphis domestica (gray short-tailed opossum) is the source of this 2705-nucleotide messenger RNA. NCBI's taxonomy places the organism in Eukaryota, Metazoa, Chordata, Mammalia, Didelphimorphia, Didelphidae. The record is from RefSeq and is a predicted model, not a curated record.